Neospora caninum is the source of this 3636-nucleotide messenger RNA. RefSeq names its product putative mRNA capping enzyme, large subunit family. Bases 1 to 3636 code for a protein of 1211 amino acids. The record is from RefSeq and is a predicted model, not a curated record. Gene Ontology annotation, biological process: 7-methylguanosine mRNA capping. Lineage: Eukaryota; Apicomplexa; Conoidasida; Eucoccidiorida; Sarcocystidae. Gene Ontology annotation, cellular component: nucleus. The transcript has 3 exons. Gene Ontology annotation, molecular function: mRNA 5'-cap (guanine-N7-)-methyltransferase activity.
AUGUCUCCGGGGUUCCAGGCCUUGAGAGGCGCGGCGUCCCGGAGUGCCUGGGGCGCAGCGCCGUCUCCCUUCGCUGAUCAGCCGGACGCGCGCGAGACAGAAAGCAAACCGAGUUUUGUCGCUUCCGCUUUUCAGCCGAGGUCGUCUCAGACUUCUUCUGGCGCCGAGCCUUUUCUAGGGCGCUUGAAAGAGGAACUUCCCGCGGUCUCUGCGGGCGCGGGUUCCACUGAGAACCCGAGUCUCGUCGAGAGCGAGGAUCCACCACCUGUGGAGAAUGUCGCCUCCACAAACGCGCCUUCGUCUGAGCCUUUGUCUUUGCAAGUUGCUUCGUCAUCGCGUCCGGGAUCAGUUCUUCUUUCGCGCUUCGGGAUGCCGAGCAGUGGGCGUCUCCUGCCGGGCGUGCGGCUCCUCUCGUAUGACCCCACCGUGGAAGGCCGAGUUGAGGCUUUCCUCGCGGAGUGCUGCGACGCAAGUCGCCAAACGAGUGACGCGUCGAAACGCGAAACCGCUCCCACCCUUCCGGCUUGCUCAGCGGGUUCCCCUGCCUCUUUUGCUUCUGCCGCUUCCGGUUCCUCUGCGGCGAACCCUUCUGCCGCCGGGGGCGGGAAGUCGCGCGACUCUCGCCAGGACUUGGUGGUCUCGAUGAGUGCGGGACACCUAGUGGGAAAGUACACAGGCUGGAAGGUGAAUUUGCCGGUGGCCUUGGAGACGAUGUUGGAAGAGCACGUGGCGCUGGAUGUGAUGUUCGAGACGUGGGAGUUGAGCGGUUCGCGCGGAGGCUUUGCGGGCGAGACGGAAGAGGAGCGGGGGGAGCUGCGAGACGCGCAGCAGAGAAACGUUCUCCAGCGCCUCCUGCAACGCCUUCUGCAGGCCAAGCGCCAAGCCUACGAGCUACGCCCCUCCCGCCGACAGUACCUCAUCGUGGACCGCCUCAAAAGCGACGCGGGCGACUCGACAGACGACGCGACAGACGCCGCGCGCCUGCGACCUCACCACGUCCUGCGCGGCGAGGAAGACGCAGAGGAAUGCUUAGGCGUAGGUCGGGUUCUCAGGUAUCGCCUCGCCUCGGACUCCGAUUCGGAAGACGCAGGCGAAGGGGUUGGAGAGAAAACGCAUGGCGACCGAAAGGGGAAGAAGCCGGCAGAGAGCGAGGAGCAGAGUGUAGAAAGGAAGGGAGACAGCGAGAACACAACGGCUGGGGCCCGAACGCCGGGAGGCUGUGGAUCUCUGCAAGACAACGCGGCCGUGAAGGAAGGACCGACCGCGAGGGGGACGGCAACGGAUCUGGGCACGGAGGGAGAAGGCGCUGCGAGGCGUGCGACGUCGGAGACGACAGGACUCAAGCGGCGGCGAAAGGAGACGCGAAUCGAGGUCGUGGAGAGGAUUCCCCUCGGCACCCGUCUGAUUUACCGACCGAGAAGCGACAAUCACAUCCGGCUAACAGCGGAGUCGGAGAUCGCGACCGUCUGGACCGUCGCGGGCGGGCCGAGCCCGCGGAAAGUCCGGAGUCUCGAGUCACCUCCGAAAGAAGAGCCUUCGGCGGGAGGCUCAGUGCCCAGGCCUCAAACGGACUCAACGCGCGAUUCCGCUGCUGGCGAGGAGAGCGGCGCGUCUGGAGAAAAGACAGCGCGUCAGGACGAGGUGGUUCAGCGGUCGUGGCUGACGCAGGACGUCUGGGACUUGUGUCCGCUCGGGUGUCCAGGGAGUCCGGGAACGCACCGACCGCGUUGGAGACUGAUUGUCACAGAAGAAGGCGAAGUGGCGGACUGCAUGACUCCCGCGGCGACGCUGCUGCUGCAGGGGGGAGGACACCCGGGCGGAACGCGAGAGCGCCGUUUCUUCGACGCCUUUCCCCAGCGUCGACGCGGAUCCCCUGGAGGCGAAAAGCCGUCGCUCGAGGAGCCGGACGUCGCAGACGGCCACGUCGCUGACGAUGUUGACCGCUACGAGGAGACCAAGAAGGUGUAUGUGCACCUGGAAGUGUGUGGCGGCGAGCUGCAGAGACAGCUGGAACGGCGGAAGAGGGGACAGAAAAACGUGUUUGGCGCUCUCGCCCUUCUUGUCCUGGAAAACGCGCAUGUCCUGGCGAGAUGGCUCGAUGAACUCAAUGGCGACUUCGGCGUCGGGGGCGUCGGCGGUCCUUUCUACUUCCCGAACCACAUGGGCGAUGUUGUGCAAGCUGUACAGAAACACUACAACCAAAGGAAACUUGUCAGUGCGGGGCAAUCCAGAAUCGGAGGACUUCGUAUCCAUAACAACCAAGUGAAGCGCCUGUUGAUCAACAAGUACGUUUCGAUGGGGCAGACGGUCUUGGAGCUGGCCUGCGGCCACGGACAAGACUUGUGGAAGUACGCGGAUCGGUGCAUCGGGAAGUUCGUGGGGGUGGAUUUGUCGGUGGCCGAGAUUCGGGAGGCGCGGCGGCGCGUCCGGGAAGGCCAGCAGGCCCGAGCCCUGCUUCAGCAGAUGCUGCAUCCGCCGACGUUCCACGUGGGGAACUUGGUCGACCGGAAGGCGCUCGGCUUCCUGAGAGCGGAGGAGUUCGACAUCGUCUCGAUUCAGCUGGCGAUUCACUACAUGGUGCAGACGGAGCAGCAGGCGCGCGACGUGCUGGGCCGAGCUGCUGCGCACUUGAAGGAGGGCGGGAUGGUUCUCGGCAGCACAGUCUGUUGCAGCGCCCUGGCCGAUCACCUCGUCGAGCUCGCCUUCGUGCCGGAAGAAGAGACAGCCGACGAGGCGCCUUUCGCGGCCGAACAGGCGCGACGGAGCGGGCACGACCCGCCAAAGACGAAAGAAAAGUGCGAAUUCGGAAACGAAGUGUACAGCGUCACAUUCGACAUCGACACGAUCGACCGCCUGCUGCAGGGAGCUCCUGGGCUCGGCCCCAACGGGCUGGCGAUCCGAAAAGAAAAGGCCAAAGCGGCAAGCGUCUCUGAUCCGUCCUCGUGGAAGCAGUAUCUGUUUGCGGAUCUCUCCGUGGAGGCGCGCGCGGCAGUGGGGGAGCAUCUGCGCAGGCGCCUGGCCACCGAGUUCGGGAUCGACUAUCACUUUUUUCUGUCGGAGGCGAUCGACGCCAAGGAGUUCGUCUUGCCCUGGCGCAGCUUCUGCGCCGUGGCUGCCUCGGUGGGUCUGAAGCUCGUGUUGAGCAUGACGUUUCCAGAGUUUCUGUCAGCGGCGACUCAAGACCCGAAGUCCGAGCGCGAUCUGAAGCGGUGGCUCGAGCGGCUGAACGCGACCAGUCGGCUCGACAAACCUCAGUUUGAAGCCUUCGCACUCUACAAGGUUUUCGCCUUCAAAAAGGCGACCUCAACUCAGGACAGAGACACCGAAACGCUCUCCAGCGCCCCAGCCGCUCCCGUCUCGCCUCAAACGGCACAGCUCAUUUCUCGCAGUUCCCCCCUGCCCCAGAGAGAUCACCUUGGAGCUUCGGGGAGCGCAGAGCAGACGGCAGAGAAGGGGAAGGUGCACGUACACCCGAGUGAACAGCCAGAUGAAAUCUCCAUUCUGUCGUCCACAGGGGAACACACAACGGAGCGGGGCGAAGCCCCGCCUUCAGACAGAAGCGCCUUCCUGGAGGGUGUGCCGCUCAAGCGAAAGAGGCCGAAACGCAUGCAAACGGCUGCGAUCCAGGACGCCUGA